This is a messenger RNA of Dermacentor silvarum, 1609 nucleotides long. It is a transcript of the gene Arl6, whose product is annotated as ADP-ribosylation factor-like protein 6. The transcript has a single exon. Gene Ontology annotation, molecular function: GTPase activity; GTP binding. Gene Ontology annotation, cellular component: axoneme; cytoplasm. Gene Ontology annotation, biological process: cilium assembly; intracellular protein transport; vesicle-mediated transport. Lineage: Eukaryota; Metazoa; Arthropoda; Arachnida; Ixodida; Ixodidae. The coding region runs from base 118 to 687 and encodes 189 amino acids. The record is from RefSeq and is a predicted model, not a curated record.
ACGUGCCACGCCGGCGCAUUUUCUCCACAUUCUUUUGAAAGAGGCGGCAGCAACUGAAACGAGCGAGGGCUCCGCGCGAAGUAGGCCUCGCAUCGAAAGACGGAAAGCACGCGAAAUAUGGGCUUUUUCGACAAACUCGUCAGUUUUCUCGGCUUGAAGAAGAAGCACGCCAGCGUCUUGGUAGUCGGCUUGGACAACAGCGGUAAAAGCACCAUCCUAAAUCAUUUCAAAUCCGACGACCAAAAGGCGAUGGACAUUGUGCCUACUGUGGGCUUCAACGUGGAUUCUUUCAAGCUGAAGAACUUGGCGCUCACGGCUUUUGACAUGUCCGGCCAGGGAAGGUACCGCAAUCUCUGGGAGCAUUACUACAAGGACACCGACGGGAUCAUCUUUGUUGUGGACAGUACGGACGCACUGAGAAUGGUCGUGGCCAAGGAUGAGCUUGACAUGAUGCUACAGCACAAGGAUUUUAAGGAUCGCCCUGUGCCGAUUUUGUUUUUCGCGAACAAAAUGGAUCUCAGGGAAGCUUUGUCCAGUGUGAAAGUAAGCCAGGCGCUGGGAUUGGACGUGCUGAAAACGAAGCCAUGGCACAUUUGUGCGAGCAAUGCUCUGACUGGAGAAGGUUUGCAGGAAGGCCUAGAGUGGCUCAGUGAACAAAUACAGGCACUUCUGCAGAAAAAGAGGUAGCCGGAAGAAGGGACUUGUAAUUAUUUUCUGAUCGCGAAACGUCAGAAUGCAGUCUCCAACGAAUCCUUUGAAACUCACUCAGUUGAGACGUGUUCAUCUCGAAUGCGCGAUGUUUUAUGUGUAUGUUCAUGCGCAAGUUUAUUGUUACUAAAAUGAAUCCAAAGCAACGAAUGUUUGCUGCUUGGAGCAUGGGUUUAAUUCGUCUGAUUUAAUUCGUCCGAAUUAAUGCACCUGCGAUAUGUAUGCCACCUGAAUAUGCCGGAUCGCGCUAUAUGCUCCAUGCAAUUAAAAAGAAAAGUCUUUUCGAAUUAAAAAAGAAACACGGUAUAUGUGACACCUGAAACUGUGCAAUACAUUGUUAUUGUGUAAACUUUAAAUGUUUUUCAGACUUAUAAACGACGUUUGCUGCUUUACUGUCCUGUUGUGUAAUUGUUCUCGAACAGCGCGAACACAUGCAUCCCGGCUGACCUUGCAAAAUUGAAUAUGGUGUGGUUCUUCUCUCACUCUCCGUGCGUGCGUGUGUGUGUGUGUUUCACCUCUCAACUAUUACUGUUUAGGAAACAAAGGUGUCACAGCUAGUUUGCAGCUCGUCACGCGCUCCAUGAAUCUUUGCCGAGCUUCAUUAACUUACUACAAAACAUUUGCAACCGUCCAACAUUUGGCUAACGUAGAACAAAAGCUCGUCUAUUACGAAAGGUCGAUCGUCCUACCCUCGCUCGUAAUAAACGAGCGAAGGCCGUGCUCUAUAUCACUUUUAACGAACGCUCGAUUAUUGCGAACGAAGGUAGUGCGAUCGCGCCGUCUCCUCUCAUAAAAACGAAGCGUUCGUUGUAGAAUUUUUUUUAUCUUAUAAUGGCGCUGUGUCCAGAUAUAACUAGCAUGUCUAGAACGACGAAUCGUUGAUUGGUUGGCUAUAUAUGUG